AUGGUGUGUCAAUCAGCUGGACAAACAAGAUUUCGGGCUUUGAAACACGAAAAUGGAACAGCUGGGAGCGCCACCAUAAUUGUUAAAGUUAUAGCAUGCUUUCAACCUCUAGAUGAUUGUCAGGCCGAAUACUUCCGCCAUUUGCUUAAACCUGUAACAAGUUUUCAGAAAUCUUUACACACACUUUCAAGUCAUCAUUCAACAUCCCGUGAUUAAUGGAAAGGGGUUUUGAAUCUUGGUUUCAAAACCAGAAAAUCGAUUGGCAAUCAUCCAAUCAGAUUCCACCGAGUGUCCCAUUUGGUUCUGGGCCUCGAGCUACAAUCCCAUGUUUUGGGAACAUGGUGCGUCAAGAACCAUGUGGUUGGUUCUACGGUUUGCCACGUCAUCGCCAGGGUGUCAAUGUCAUCCCUGUGGUUAACAACAAAGAACAACUUCAAGUUACAACCACAAUCCCUGAUGUGGGUCACACCACAAAUGGUGUACAAAAGAAGUUUCUUGUGUUUGAUCAAUCCGGUGAUCAAACAACUUUGAUUUAUAGUUCGGGAGUGGGACCCGCUCCUAUUCGAUACCAAUUCCCGUUGUCAAAUAACCCGAAACCGCAAUCCGGGUCAAACCCGGUUCGUAUUAAAGAAAAUGAUUCAAAAAGUGAGAUGAGGGAGGAUACUGAAGAGCUUAAUGCAUUGUUGUACUCUGAUGAUGAUGAUGAAAAUGAUUAUUCUGAGGAGACGAGUACAGGGCAUUCCCCUAGUUCAAUGAUGUUUCUUGAACAAAAAGGGCAAAAUGGGAAAGGAAAAGAAGAGGAAGUUGCGAGUUCUGGGGGAGAUGGGAAAAAGCGUAAGCGGGAGGACGGGGGUAGUAUUGUAAAUUCACUCGAGGACACUGCAAGCUCGGGGGAAUCUGGGGUUGGGAAUGAGGGAGUUGGAGUGUUUGAGGAAGAAUUGGAUAAUUUGUUGUUGAGUAAUAAGAAAUUGAGGAAAGACAAGAUGAAGGAGACUAUAAAUUUGCUUCAGAAUUUGAUUCCUGGUGAUAAAAAUGGAAAGAGUGCUGUAAUGGUUAUUGAUGAAGCUAUCUGUUAUUUGAGAAGUUUGAAGGAGAAAGCUAAAGAUUUGGGGCUUGAUUCUCUUUAAAAGAUGUUCAAGAUUUUUUUGUACUUUAUGCUUAUUAUGUGGUACAAUUGAUGGUAACUUGAUUGGAAGGAGAAUUUGGUGAUCUUGAUGUGGGGUUGUAAUGAAGAUCCAGAAUUGGGCAUAAAGUUGUUAGCUUUUGUGAAGAUAAAGUUUGAAGCUUGAAGUCGUUUCUUGAAUCAUGGAUUAUGAUCGUGUAUGGAUACUAGUGUGUGUGUGUGUGUGUGUGUGUGUUUUGGGGGUUUGUAUGUGUUAGGAGAAUUUGGUAAUUUUGUUGUGGGGUUGUGAUAAAGAGCAAGAAUUGACAUAAAGCAUGGAACCUUUCAACGCAUCUUCAGGUGGGAAUGAUGGAUGAUGAUCAUUUUAGGAAGGUAGUGUGUGUUUGUAUGUGUAAGGAGAAUUUGGUAAUUUUGAUAUGCGGUUGUGAAGAAAAGCAAGAAUUGGUCAUAAAGAUGUUUGUUUUGUGAAGGUAAAGUUUGGAACCCGUGAAGGCAAUCAAGUGGCGUCUUGAAUUAUGGUUUAUGAUCAUUUAGGGAAACUUUUGCGUGCUUUUUUUAGGGAGAAUUUGGUAAUUUUAAUGUGGGGGUUGUGAUGAAGAUCAAGAUUUGGGCAUAAAGUUGAAAUCUUUGUGAAGAGAAAGUUUGAAAACAAUCAAGGCAUCCGUGAGUGGUUCCUUGAUUGACGGAUGGUGAUUUUCAAUGAAAGCUACGGUGUUGGGGAUAAUUUGGUAAUUUUGAUAUGUGUGUUAGGGAUAAUUCGGUAAUUUUGAUGUGGGGUUGUGAUGAAGACCAAGAAUAGGGCAUAAAAAACAUAAAGUUGAAAGUUUUGUGAAGAGAAAGUUUUACGACCCAUCAAACCAUGCUCAAGUGUUUUCGUGAAUGAUGGAUAAUCAUCAUACAUGUGAACCACCGUGUGUUAUUUUGCGUGUGCAGGGGCAAUUUAGUAAGUUCACAUGUAGGGUUAGGGUGAAGGUCAAGGAUUGGACAAAAAAGUUGAAAGCUUGGUGUGUCUUGAGUGGGACCCAAUAGUGAUUAUGUCUUGUUUUCUUGUUGGGUAUUUGGUAAUUUUACUGUUGUAACUUGUGUUCUUGUCUUUCCUACACUGUGAACGUCAAUGGAGGACCACCGCCACCAUGAACCACCACUGUCGGCGGUCUGUAAUGAUGGUUUGAAAAGUCAAUGUACCCAAAUAGUGUUUUUUUUUUUUUUUUUCUCAUUUAUUUUAUCAUGUAAUUUCACAUUUUAUAUAUGUAAAUAUAUGUAUCAAUUGUGUGUUUUUUUUUGCAUGAUCUUGGUCUACAAUAUGUGUUGCA
This is a messenger RNA of Lactuca saligna, 2436 nucleotides long. NCBI's taxonomy places the organism in Eukaryota, Viridiplantae, Streptophyta, Magnoliopsida, Asterales, Asteraceae. The record is from the annotation of a GenBank genome assembly.